AUGAAAGCCUCCAUUGAUGUGGGGCAGGAGACAGACAGAAAUUCAACGCAAUGCAAUUCGCUAAAAGUUUUGAUUGAGGAGGAAGUUACAUAUUUAAUUGAAGCAGUCACAGAGGAGGAGAAAAAGAAAGCCAACAUGAUGGAACAGAAUCCCAGAUUGGGUUUAGAGGGUCGGGUUUGCAGUUUCUGGCCGAGGUUUACUUCAUCAAGAUGUCCAAAACGUGAAAAAUCUAAGUAG
Messenger RNA from Ilex paraguariensis (yerba mate), 237 nucleotides. The record is from the annotation of a GenBank genome assembly. Lineage: Eukaryota; Viridiplantae; Streptophyta; Magnoliopsida; Aquifoliales; Aquifoliaceae.